UUCAGUUUCACUUCUACGUUUAGAUAAUAAGCAUUUCAUCGUUCUUUCCAUUAAUCUCUAGUUUUUGUGUUUAUGUUUCACUGCUAUCGAAAUUUUAUGUGAUUUGAAUUUUAGAGUGUAAUUGCAAAAUUGUUUCGUGAUGUUAUCGUUCGUUAAGUUAUCACAACCUUGGAUGAAGCCUAUUCGCAGCACUUGCAUGCUUUUCUUACGCUCUCCUACACGCCAUUACAAUGAGCACAGCAAUAAGAGUGAAGACGACGACGGAGAGAGGCCAACAAAGAUCUCGGCGGCUGCUCAACUUGCUCAGACCGUGGAGAGCGAUACCAAGCUGGAGUCGCCCGAACCGGUGCAGCGCAUGGUCGAGCUGGAGAAUGUACGUUCCCGGAUAAACGAGCUUGAUCAGCGGAAGUUGCGGCAUCAGGAAUACGCCCAGAUGCUCAAACAGCUGAUCAUCAAGCCCAGCAACUAUACCCAGGAGCCGAAGCUGCCAUUUAAACAGCCCCUACCAGCCAACAACAUGCGUCACUCGCUUCGCAACUGCUCCAGCAUCGAGGAGGUACUGCUGUUGACCAGUGAUCCAUAUCAGCUGGCAAACGAGCUGGUUCGCCUCUCCUGGGAGCUAAAUACCGAGAAGCGUAAAAACGAUGUCGUACUGGAGGGCUAUCUAGAGCUAAAGCAGGAAAUUCUCAAGUCCAAGUUGAAGCCCAACUAGGAAUAGAAGCGGUUCACAUCUAUAUAGCUAUCAAACGAAGCAGAAGAGAAACUGACGAUAUUGGCAACAUCCGUAGACAUAUGGCAUCAUCGUUCACGGGCUGUCGUUCAAAUAAUUUGCUUAACAAGAUUUUUUGUCGUUUGCAAAAUGUAUUUUUCACAACAAAUACUCAGUUGAUUAAGGUUAGAUAAUA
Drosophila hydei is the source of this 905-nucleotide messenger RNA. RefSeq lists its product as uncharacterized. The record is from RefSeq and is a predicted model, not a curated record. The transcript has a single exon. Bases 140 to 712 code for a protein of 190 amino acids. NCBI's taxonomy places the organism in Eukaryota, Metazoa, Arthropoda, Insecta, Diptera, Drosophilidae.